Didymodactylos carnosus is the source of this 1136-nucleotide messenger RNA. NCBI's taxonomy places the organism in Eukaryota, Metazoa, Rotifera, Eurotatoria, Philodinida, Philodinidae. The record is from the annotation of a GenBank genome assembly.
AUUUUCACAAUAGACAUUUAUAUACCGUUCGACAGCCCUUUGAAAGAGCUACAUUUUGCCCUAUUUCUAUCUGAAAAAGGAAAAACUUCGAUUUUCUGCCUAAUGUCUGGCUGUAUGCCCACUGUGUUCCGGUAGUUUCGGGUAGAUUAGCCCGUAAUUUUUCGAGAUUUAAUCUCUGAAUAGGCGUUUUUAUUAGGCAUAUUAUUAAUAAGGAAAUCUGAAAGGAUAAACUUCGUCUUUUUUCAACUUUGACUUUUCCUUAAAAAGUUAUAACCAAAAUAAAGUGUCAUUCUCCUUUCAUCUCUUUUCACAGCUAAUCCAAAUCAUUUUAAUGGUGAAAUACAUCCAUUUAAGCGUCCAUGCCCAUUAAUACCAUUUUCAUGCAAACAAUUUAUAAAAUAUUUUCAAGAAAAAAUACCGAAAAAACCGUACACUCUGUUGAAAAAUAAAAAUGUGAUGCUGGAAAAUUUGGUGAUCAAAAGUAUCUUUCUUUGGUGAUCAUUUGUAUCUAAAGGCGUUUGGUGAUCAAAAGUACAUUUACUCAUAAAUAUUACUCAAAAUUAUCAAAAUAUAUCAGAACCAUUUCAGGUCUAUGUUACAAAUACUCAAAAUGAAAAUUGGUCAGAUGCAAGAAAUGUCGAUAAAAAAAUUUAGAUUGGAUUCGUUCAUUACAACCUGUUUAUCGUUGUAAUCCAAAAAUAUAUGAAUCAGUUUUAAUUCAUGGUCAUGUUAUGGGGCGAUCCUUUGUGAGAAAAUUGAAAAACCCAGAAUUCGCUGCAUAUACAACCAAUCGUCAUGCUCGUAUUCGACAAAUAUUAAAUUAUAAAGGUGAAGCAAUGAAUAGACAAGUUCAAGAAUUGAUUAAACCAUUGGUUGAAUUAGAAUUUAUUAAAGCAAAAUUUAUUAAAGAUGAUGGCCAAGAACAAGUAAAAUCAUAUUUAAUAUCGUCAAAGACAAAUGUGUUUAAAUCAUUUUUGUCAGAUGAUGAUAUUCAUGCAAUUAAACGAAAGACACAAGAAAUUGCUCAGGAUUCAAUACAACUAUGUCAGAAUCAAACGGUUAUUGGACACCAUGUAGAUGCUGCUGUAGGUAUAAAUGAAUAUGCAGUCAAUAUUUUGUGCCCACAUACUGGAUGA